This is a messenger RNA of Entamoeba invadens IP1, 5220 nucleotides long. Its product is annotated as protein serine/threonine kinase, putative. The transcript has a single exon. Lineage: Eukaryota; Evosea; Mastigamoebida; Endamoebidae. The coding region runs from base 1 to 5220 and encodes 1739 amino acids. Gene Ontology annotation, molecular function: protein kinase activity; ATP binding. Gene Ontology annotation, biological process: protein phosphorylation. The record is from RefSeq and is a predicted model, not a curated record.
AUGGGAUUUGUACUAUCCGUGCUGGUUGCCUUUGUUCUCCAGUCUUCUGCGGAGAAGUGGUGCUUUACAGAAAACAGCGCUGUCCUAUCAUAUAGAAAUGAAUUGUCGAAAGGAGAAUGCGACUACUCUCUAAAUCGAUGGAUUGGUAUUUUAAUAGACACUACAACAAUCCCAGACAUCAUUUCUGUAUAUCCAGAUUGUUGUUCUUAUGAAAUGAACUCGUCGAUGAACCAAUUGUUCAUAGACUCUUCUACUUAUCCUGUCGCUCAAAAACAUGUUUUACAGACUUCUUUUUAUGGUACAAAUUACACACGAAACUAUUUCAACAUCACUUUGUUUGAAACCAAUAAGCAAUCGGCGUGGACUAUAUACACUGCAAAUAUCAUUUCUGGUUCAUUGAUUUAUUUAUCAGGAAUUGCACUUGAUUCACACUAUUCAUUCUUCAUCGAGUCGAGAAUGUUCAACAUCACAACAAAUUCAAAUUCACAAAUUACAAUUGAUCUGACGUUCUCUUGGGGGUUCUCUCCUGUUGUAUUUGUCGACGAAAACACAGAAGUUUUGGUGUUAACAGAGUCUGACAGAAGCAAUUGUCAAUAUCGGUACACCACAAAAAAUUCGAUAAAAAGCUCAACUGUUGAUAAUGAGAACUUGGAGAUGAGGAAUCUUUGCACAACGUCAGGAUACCAGAGAAUGUUUGUCUGCAACAAAAAAGUGCCAAUUUCAGAAGACUGCACAUGCUCAUAUUAUGAUCACGAGUACAUUAACCACGCUCAAGACUGUACUGUUAUGAGUAAGUAUCUCACUUUUGUACCACUUCACAUACAAGAAGAAACACCAUACCAAUUUGAAUGGAAUACUUUGGAGAUAUCAGGUGAGACCACAAUGACAAUUAAAAAGGGAAGUAACAUGACAUUUUUAAGUCCUGUAUAUCUGCCUAAUGACAAUUUGAUUAUAGAUGGUAUGGUCAUAUUUAAAGGAGGAAUCGUCGUAAACGAUUUCAAUCGAUUUUAUUCCUUUUCAUCGUUUCAAAUUGAAAAUGUAACCACACUCCAACGUUCUCAGAGCACAACACCAAUUUUAUUCAAUGGAAAGUGCUCGAUGGGAGAGAGUAAAUGCGAAGAGUUUUACAAUAAAAGUGCUAUUAAAGAAGUCAAAUGUGGUGGUCCUAUAUAUCGUUAUAUCUCAAAUACAAGCGACUUGAGAUGCGAGUGUUACUUACUGAAUUCGACACACUUCAAACAAGCGGAUUGUGCAUUUCUUGCAUCGCGAAGGCAAUACAAUUUCGACCUCGUGUUAGAUAAAGAUUUGGAGAAAGACGGGGAAGCGUUUUAUUUCAAUUCGAUUAGAACAACUACUGAUUCUGUUAUACUCAAAAGCGACUCAAUUGUCGUACAAACUGUUUGCGACUUCACAAAAUCUACAUACGUGGAAAUUAAGACACAACUUGAGUGUGGAAAGGUCUUGCUAUCCAAUACAACACGGGUUGUUGGAACGUCCGGAUUCCUCAAAACCUACAACGUUCAAAUCAUAGGAGUUGUAAAUAACUUGAAUGGAAACGCACUCAUUUCAAUGGGAAAUGCAAAUUUUAUAAGUGACGGCGGACUGAAGAAAACGUUUGAAAGUGCCCAGAACACUUGCUUUGAACUUGCUACAUCAAAAACUGAUAUUUCAAGUUCGUUAAACAAUGCAAUUGACAGUGGGUUUGUGUCAUACGUUCUGUCAAAUAAACUGGUAAGAGUCUGUCCUGUAACCACACAUUCAACAAAUGACCUUGUUGUGGUAUGUGAAGUCGGUUCUGUAUUUGGUAAUUUUGAAUAUGAACAAUGCCCUUGUGUGGGAAUAGACUGUUUGUUUCGAUUCAAUUCAAAUACAAUUGAAAUACAAAAUGAGAAUGAAAUCAUCAAUGGGACUGUAAUCUUUCCAAAUUUAACACCUUUGAAUAAUGUUGUUCAAAUCACAAAGAUGAACAUCAUAGAAACAUUGAAAUUUACAUUGGACGUCGAGUUGUUGUUGAGUGGACCAAAACAAAUUGACAUUAAAAUUAACACUGAACAUGAUGUGAUCAUUAAAACUCCAAAUGAUAUCACAAUUAAAGGAGUUGGAAAAAAUUUGGGGAUAGUCAGUACAUCACACUUUAUUGAUUUAGUCGGCACUUUCUCACAAAUCAACUUGGGUGGUCCUAAUAACACGAUGUUCUCACUUUCUGUUUUCCCAAAAAGUCUUUUCACUUCAUCGAAAAUUAAUCGAAUUUCACAAAUCGAUUCAGACGAUUUGCACAAGUUUGUGUUGUCUGAUAAAAACAGAUGCGUUGCAGGUCAUUUUGUAAACAAUCUUUUUGUUUGUGACUCAUGUGGCAAUGGUGAAAUAAACGGGACGUGUAAACCACUUCAGACAACAAGUAAAUGUUCCCACUAUGGUCCAACUGGAAUUUGUGUCGAGUGUGUUGAGGGGUAUUUCGUCGUUUUUGAAACAACAAAUUCAAAACAAGUUUCAAAAUGUUUUCAAUGUCCAUCGAAUUGCAGGAGGUGCGAUAACAACAUUUGUUUCUCGUGUUUUACAAACUAUUCUUUGUAUGAAAACAAGUGCGUUUUAUUGGAGACUACUUGUUUGUUUUUUAGAAAUGAAAUGUGUUUAAAAUGCUCAAUUAGAGAUACCAAUGUUAGAACCAUUUCUAACACAAAUACAUCUACCUACUCAAACGGUUUAUGUCAAGCUUGUGACACUGAGAAUUGUAUAAGUUGUCCACAAAACAAAGUUAAAUGUGAAAUUUGUUCAAAAGGAUACGUGUUACAGGACAAUGAGUGUGUCUUUAUUACACCUUCGCUUGAAACAACGACCAAAGGAGUUACAUCUUGCAUAGACACAUUCUUUGUGUCGAGUGGAAAGUGUAUUUCUUGUAACGAACUGACACAAAACUGCAAAUUGUGUUCUCGCAAAAAUUGUUACACAUGUUCUUCUGGCUUUUCACUUGUUAAUGGAAAAUGUGUUAAUAUUAAUUCAACAGCUUGUGGUGUGAUAAAAGCAUCAAAGUGUAUGAAAUGUAAAGAUGGCUUUUCCAACCAACCAUAUUGUACUCAAUGUGACCAAUUUUGUGAAACCUGUUCUGGCACAUCUUCAAGUUGUACUUCAUGUAAACCAAAUUCUUCGAUUUGGCUUGAAAAUGGUAUAUGUAUGUUGUAUCAAACCAACAGCAAUUUAGUUCAAACAGUCACCACCUUGAAUACAUCAUCACUUACACUAAACCUUAACAUUUUUUGUGAGAACAAUCAAAAAGGAAUAUGUGUACGGUGUAGAGAUGGAUAUUACCUCACUACAUCUGGCACUUGUGAGAAGUGCAACAAAAAUUGUUUUACUUGCAUGACAUCUUCAACAAAAUGUUUGUCUUGUGCUUAUUCAAACAUGAGCGUUGUCAACGAUAAAUGCAUCUUGAACGAACAAUUUUUAACUUCUUGUACUGUUCCGAUGGUGUCUAAUAAAGGAUGUGCAGUGUGUGCAAAUGGCUACUACAGAAACAGCACUGUUUGUGUUCAGUGUCCAUUUCCAAUGGUCUACUGCUCGAGUUCUUUUGAAGCUUUGUCGUGUUCUAAUAAUUACAUUUUGUACAACAAAAAGUGCAUUGCCAUUGACAUGAUAUUAAAUUGUUUCAACAAGAAUGAAAAUGGGUGCACGCGAUGUCACCCGUAUUACUUUUUGGUAUCUCCUUUUUGCAUUUCUUGUCCCAAAAAUUGCAUGAAAUGCUCUUCUACCACUUGUUGUAACAUCUGUGAAAAUAACACCAUUUUGGUUGAUGGGUUGUGCUUCAACAUUACCUCACAGCAACAUUGUACAUCCGCAUAUAAUAACAAAUGUAUUUCAUGUGAACGUGGAUAUCACCUGUCACAUGACAUCUGUGAAACAAAGUCGUUGUGGUGGAUAUCUUUAGUAGUCAUUAUUUCCAUAUUCUUUGUCAUAUUAGUUAUAGUUCUCUAUUUCUUACUCACAUUCAUAUCAAAGAAAGUUCUUAAAGUGAAACAAGAGAAUACAAUCGACUUCAAAUCACUCAACUUGGACACUUUUGACCAACCCAUUCCGGGUAUCUUCAUCGACGCACUCUCCCUUAAACCAACUGAAGAAGUCAAUGUAAAAGAAACUCGGAAAUACACAAUUUGUGUUGCUAAUUCUAACAAACAUAAAGUGAAGAUUCAAGUCACACAAGUUGCUAGCAAAAAGUGGGACUUGAAGAUUACUCCAGACAUGGUCUUCUUGCGAAAGAACCAGGCGGUUAACCUUUGUCUUGAGAUAACCCCAUUUUGCUCAACGUGUAUAGCUCAUCAUAUUCUCUUCUCGGUCAUUUCAAUAUCAACAAAUGAAAGCAAGGAGUUCACAAUCACUACAAACAUCCCCGUUAAAAAGUCAAAUUACUUGGACCCCGAUGAUAUCAAACUCCACAAGAAAAUUGGGAGCGGAGCCUUUGGAGACGUUUUUAUUGGACUUUUCCAAAAAGUUCAAGUGGCGGUGAAAAAAAUGCGAGUUGGCCGUGACGUACGAAUUGAACGUUGUGACGAUUUUAAUAAAGAAAUCGAGAUGCUUGAUAAAAUUCGGAGUGAUUAUAUCAUUCACUUCUACGGUGCGGUUCUCGGUGAUGAAAAGGAAAUAGUACUUGAAUAUGCCAAGUGUGGGAGUUUAGAAAAACUGAUACAUAAAUUGGACAAACCAGUAGUCUUGAAACUUCGUGUUAAAUUUAUGUUAGAUGCCGCAAAGGGUAUUCUUUAUUUACACAAUAAUGGCAUUUUACAUAGAGACAUCAAGCCUGGAAAUUUCUUGGUUGUUACUAUGGACAACAAUGUUCCAGUUAAUAUUAAACUGACUGACUUUGGAUCAUCAAAAAGUAUCAACAUGUUGAUGACAAACAUGACAUUCACGUGUGGAAUUGGGACACCAAUCUAUAUGGCACCUGAAAUUUUAUUUAAAAGGAAAUAUAAAACCCCAGCAGAUAUAUACUCAUUUGCCAUCACAAUGUAUUCGGUAAUGAAUUGGGAAGAACCGUAUCGCAAAGAAAACUUUAAGUAUCCAUGGGACGUCGCAAGGUUUGUCACAACAGGAGGGAGGUUGGCACAGACAGCCAAAACACCAAACUAUAUAUUUCAGUUGAUAACAAACUGUUGGGCUGAAAAUCCACAAGACAGAGUCGAUAUGAACACAGUCGUUACACACCUAGAGACCUAUUUUAGUACAUUGUAA